This is a messenger RNA of Synchiropus splendidus (mandarinfish), 4219 nucleotides long. RefSeq names its product carboxyl-terminal PDZ ligand of neuronal nitric oxide synthase protein-like. The record is from RefSeq and is a predicted model, not a curated record. Lineage: Eukaryota; Metazoa; Chordata; Actinopteri; Syngnathiformes; Callionymidae. The coding region runs from base 305 to 1810 and encodes 501 amino acids. Gene Ontology annotation, molecular function: nitric-oxide synthase binding. The transcript has 10 exons.
CCAGCGGGGGAGGCGUCUCAUCCUGGAUCCCGACUGGAACUCGCUGUCGCCCACCGGACCCGAUCAUCGACCACCGAUUGAUCAGGGCAGCUUCAGGGAGCUGCGAGUCACGUGCUGACUUUCGUGCGUCAUCGGCGUCGCGUCCGGCGUUCGGCGUCACACUGAAUGGCUCAGUAGUUGGUAAACACCGAUCGGUGCUCUCCGGUUCAUCCAUCGCUCCAUCGAUCAGUCAGUCUAGACCUCCCAGAUCUCCUCAGAGAAGGAGCCGGAGGAGGAGCCAGAGCUUCUCUCCCAAGCAGAAGCGAUGCCCGGAGUCACCAAGUACAACCUGGUGGAUGAUGUUCAUGAUCUGAGGAUCCCCAUGCACAACGACGAGGUGUUCCAGCAUGGGGUCUGCUUCGAGGCGAAGUACAUCGGCAGCUUGGAAGUGGGCCGACCCGGCAGCAGAAUGGAGAUUGUCGCCGCCAUGAGGAGAAUCCGAUAUGAAUUUAAACUGAAGAACAUCAAGAAAAAGAAGGUCAACAUCGUGGUGUCCACCGACUCUGUCAAAGUCAUUCUGCGCAAAAAGAAAAAGAGGAAAGGAUGGACGUGGGACGAGAGCGCCAUCCUGGUCUCGCAGGAUCCCAUACAGAGGAUUUUCUACGUCUCCCAUGAUGCUCAAGACUUGAAGAUCUUCAGCUACAUAGCCAGAGAUGGUCUCAGCAACGUUUUCCGGUGUAAUGUCUUCAAGUCAAAGAGGAAGUCUCAGGCCGUGAGGAUCGUGCGGACGGUGGGUCAAGCAUUUGAUGUGUGUCACCAGCUGACCCUGCAGCAGAGCCCCGACAGCCUGGAGGAAAAGGAGGAGAAGGCUGAAGAUACAGGACCAGCCAAGAAGAAGCUUGCACUAUCGGAAGAGACGGACCUUGAAGCCUCAACAGAGGAGAGCAUCGAUUGUGUCGCCUCUACAGACACUCAGAAGAAAGACAAGGUUCACGUUGACGGAGAGGUGUGUGAGGACCCCCCUCUUCUGCUGAACUCGCCCGUCCUCGCAGCAUCUGCGCCGGGUCAGUCUGCUGUGGAGGCUUGCUGUUCUGUAGAGCAGCAGGUCCAGCUCCUGCAGAAGCAGCUGCAGCAGCAGGAGCAGCAGGCGCAAGCAGCAACAUCACAGGUCCACACGCUGCAGGAGCAACUGUCUGUGGAGGUUCUUGCGCGGACGGAAGCCCAGACUAGAGUCCAGCGGCUGCUGCAGCAGAACACCGACCUGCUGAGACACAUCUCGCUGCUGGUCAAGCAGAUCCAGGAGCUGGAGCUUAAAGCCGCCGGCCAGUUAACCUCCAUGGGCUCCCAGGACAGUCUUCUGGAGAUCACGUUCCGAGCUCAGCCAGCGCUCACGCCUUCCUGCAGCAUGGCGGCGUCAGCAUCUCAGCAGCAGGUCUGCGAGAGCUCCUGGGUGUCGUCCCUGGCCAGUCCUUGCUCGCCGAGCGCAGACACCAGUCCGCUAGGGUCCACCGGUGUUCGACUGGAGUGCUUUCGCUUUUCAUCCAGGGGGCUGGAGAACCAAGAGCCAAGCCAAGAACCUGUGGUCAGCCCAAGCGACGGAGCACCCGACGACAGCAUACUGCUCGGGGAGCAAGUCCUGGGGGCCCUGGAGCUGCUACGGUUCCGAGAGUCAGGGAUCGGAUCGGAGUAUGAAUCGAACACAGAUGAGAGCGAUGACCGGGACAGUUGGGGGCACGGAGAUGUCGGCCAGGGCGACAGCUCGGCUCGACUGUUCAACGUUUUGAAUGCGGACAGUCUAUCGGACUCUUUAGGGGAGGAGGCCGCCGUCUAGUCAGACUGGACUCUUCUCACACUGAAGGUACGGCUGAGAAUGACGGCUACAUAUUUAGUUACCAAAAAUCCAUCAAGUUUCGGGGAAUAAAAAGACCACCAUCCAGGUCGGUGAGGAAGUGGUGGCUGGGUCAGCAAACCAAUAGCUUGGGAUGUCUGGAGGAAAGAGCCGUGAAUGGAAAACUGGUAUAUAUGUGUGUGUGAGUGUGUGUGUGUGUGUGUGUGGUACUGUCAAUAACUCUAGUCAUUACAUUUGAUCUUGACACCAUUGAUUCUACCACUGUAAAUGAGAGGGGUAUCGUUCUGAUUCCACGACUCCACUCAACUAAAAGUAGAUCCAGUUGUCACUAGUAGUAAUGGCUAGAUGAGGCUUCGUGAAACAGUGUGCUUAUUUUCAGAGGCCACCAGAUGGCGCUGUCUGAUGUAAAAUGUUACUUUCACAACUAAUUAAAAUAACACAACAUUUCUAAACCAAGAGCGCCUUCUAGUGGCCUCUGAAUAUCAGGACUCUGUUUCAUCGACCCUGCAACACUGUUUCAUGACACCUCGUCUACCCAUCACUAGUCACUAGGGAAGUGUGGUCCAAACACGUCAUAUAUUGAUGUGAAAAACCAACUAGGAACACAGACGACAGGCAGCACUGUGAAACUAUUUAAAAAUAUUUGCAGUAAGGGUUGAAAAAUGUAUUUAUAAGACAUAUAAAAUGUGUCAAAAGUCAUGGCCCGGGGGCCGAAUCUGGCUCGCCAAAUCAUUUCCUGUGCCCCAGAGAAACAUCAGGAGACCCAUCAAAUGAAUUUAUUUCCAAUUUAUAGUGCAUUAAAAAUCAGAUCCUCUAUAACGUAUGUAGAUAUCAUGACUCAUAACAGUGUAGAUAUGACCACAAUUUGGAAACUGGUCAGUUACAUUGAUGCCCAUGAUACAGAUUUUUUUUUUACUUUUUAAAGUAGUUUACUGCCUCCGUGGGCCAAGGUAUUGUCCUUGAAGGUAUCAAUAUCAGUGAGUUGUUCUGUGUAGCAUUUAAUGCUCAACAAGUCACAAUGUUGAUGGUACAAUAUCCAACACUAUGAAUGUCACCAAUGCAAGAAUAGAAGUUUUGCUUUAUGACGCUGUAAACGGAUGAACAGAGAAUGUCGAUGGGCAGCUACAUGACUAACUCUCGCUAGCAUCGCGCUCACCUCAGAUUCUUAAUGGCUCAGCAAAUACUUUACACUGAAAUAAUGAGCAACGGCUCGAAUACUCUUUUAUGCUGAAAGCUUUGAAGCAUAAUUGCUUCCGGAACAAUCGGGCUUUUGCUCUUGAAAGCCGCAUUGGCUAAUUUAAAUGUUCUCUGAUGUUUCAGAUGGUGAUACGCAUCACUUUGCAACAGUGAAGAACAAAGAUUGUUUUGUUCUGUGUCAAAUUAGCAAAAGAAAUAUUAAGUUUGUGGAAGGAAUGUCUCAAACUUGAUAACUUUGCGAGACGGAGAGAUCAUUUAAAUUGCAGAUGGUAGCACGGCCUCAAGCUCCUCCUCUGAGUCAACCCCUCGAAUGAAGCCUGUUUGUACAUAUUUUCAUAAGAAUACAUUUCGCCGUUUGCCUUCAUGCACUGAACUGUGAAGUACUAGUAUUCAGGACUAUUUCAUACGUACUGUAAGUCAAUAUCCAAAGUCCGUUUCAAAUGUUCGCUUCGGUGACCCGGUGCUGUAAAUACCUUUUCAGUGUUUUGCGGUGCGAUAUGAAUGUACCCGUGAGCAUGUUUAACUGUAAGUACAGGAGUGUAAAUGUAUCUCCUCUGGUCAGUCGACACUCAGCAGCACUGUGACUUUGAAACAACCACCACGCCCAAAGGAAGACAGCUCCACUUGAGGCCGUCCACAUGACACAGCCCUCGACUCUGUGUUCAACUUCCUCCCCAAAUCCAUCAACCUCCCUCUCACUCUUUCCUCUGAACUCUCGUAACUUUUCUCUCUCUUUUCCCGCUAAUGAAAUGCCAGCUAAUGAUCGAAGGGGAGCAGGCGCUUCCAAGUGUCUGGUCGUGGAAGCGAGUGCCCUUUCUCAAAUGGCUUGUGUUUCUGUCGCGCCUGGCUGAGUUCAAACUAAUCUCUGGAACAUUUCCAUGGCUGAUUUGAAGCGAAAUGUCUCCUUGCUAGCGCUGACAUUUCAGAGAGAGAGAGAGACAUGGUGCGACUUUGAAACACCGAUUUCACAAAUCGGGGGGGAGAUGAAUGAAGCCCACCUACGCCUCGCACAGUGCAACUGCUGACGUCGGUGGUGGGCAGAAACCAGCCGUUGAAAUCCACUCUCAUUUGCAUAAUCGUAUUUCGUCUUCUUUUCUCUCGCAGCUCAUUGAAAAUUCGCUGACAAAAGUGUAUCACCAAUAUCUCUCUCUGAGUGUCAAGAGAUAUUGACAUCAAGAGCGUCGGUCGUUUGAU